ACAGUAGAGAUAGGGAUGGAUUCCGUGCGGAUCCGAGAGGCGAAGGAGGGAGACUGUGGAAAUAUCCUGAGGCUGAUUCGGGAACUAGCUGAGUACGAGAAAUUCUCGAAUCAAGUGAAGAUCAGUGAAGAAGCCCUGAAGGCAGAUGGAUUUAGAGAGAAUCCUUUCUAUCACUGUUUGGUAGCAGAGAUUUUUCCCGGCCCCGGGGAGCCACAGGGGCCCUGUGUGGUGGCCUAUGGGAUAUAUUACUUCAUCUACAGCACGUGGAAGGGACGCAACGUUUAUUUGGAAGACAUAUAUGUGAAGCCAGAAUACCGGGGUCAGGGGAUUGGUUCCAAAAUAAUCAAAAAGGUGGCUGAGGUGGCCCUAGAUAAGGGCUGCUCCCAGUUCCGCCUGGCAGUCCUGAACUGGAAUAAGAGGGCCAUGGACUUGUACAAGGCCCUAGGAGCCCAAGAUCUGACUGAAGCCGAGGGCUGGCAUUCCUUUUGCUUUGAAGGAGAGGCGAUGAGGGAGUUGGCAGGAAAGUGAUGCCAUCCCUUGGGUAUCUCUCAGUAUGUGAGCUUCUCCUUCUCCACCUGCCCAAGUACUCCUCAGAGACUAUCUCCACUGAAGAAAAGAGAGUUGGAGGUGAAUAUUCCUGAAGUACAGAAAGAGCGGAAUUGAGGGAGAGGUCUUUCCACCUCCUUAUUGAGGGUGAAAAAUAAACAAGAAUCACUAUGUCCAGA
Molecule: messenger RNA, 725 nt
Organism: Pteropus alecto (black flying fox)
Lineage: Eukaryota; Metazoa; Chordata; Mammalia; Chiroptera; Pteropodidae
Gene: SAT2
Product: spermidine/spermine N1-acetyltransferase family member 2
Exons: 6
Coding region: 16-528 (170 amino acids)
Molecular function (GO): N-acetyltransferase activity
Source: RefSeq, a predicted model, not a curated record